AUGCUUCGCACCGUGAAGUACAUCAUCGGCGCCGUAGUGGCUGUUGCUGCCUUUACCGCAGUACUCGCGAUUAUGAUGUCAGUCAAGGAGAGAGUGCCAAACGGUACCUACUGCGGCAGCUAUGCAGGUGGCCUUGUGGUAGGUAAUAUGACCAUAAGGGCCGUCUCAAGCACCUUUGAUAUGUUCUUGAUAGGCCUGGGCCUGCAACUGGCGUGCAAGAAUGAGCUGUUUGCGUACGAUAUGAAGACGCAUGAGGCAACGGUGAUUGGCGCUAAAGAUCCCAACAACUGCAUCGGCUCAAUCCUCACGGAAAACAAUUUGACUUUGCGUGUCUUCUUUGAUCCGCGCGCUGACAUCGUCACUCUGGAUUUAGGCCUUGCGAAGAUCGAGUGUAAAAGGUGCCCUGCCUUGUCCUAUGUUGGAAGUGCUUUAUGA
Messenger RNA from Leishmania braziliensis MHOM/BR/75/M2904, 435 nucleotides. RefSeq lists its product as hypothetical. Bases 1 to 435 code for a protein of 144 amino acids. The record is from RefSeq and is a predicted model, not a curated record. The transcript has a single exon. NCBI's taxonomy places the organism in Eukaryota, Euglenozoa, Kinetoplastea, Trypanosomatida, Trypanosomatidae.